Bombus pyrosoma is the source of this 2374-nucleotide messenger RNA. Its product is annotated as cytosolic carboxypeptidase 6. The transcript is spliced from 7 exons. Gene Ontology annotation, molecular function: metallocarboxypeptidase activity; zinc ion binding. The record is from RefSeq and is a predicted model, not a curated record. Gene Ontology annotation, biological process: proteolysis. Lineage: Eukaryota; Metazoa; Arthropoda; Insecta; Hymenoptera; Apidae. Bases 85 to 1836 code for a protein of 583 amino acids.
GGAUCCGCCGUUAGUAACGUCCAGUCGAUGAGAAGUUGAGCCUCGUGUGGACCAGUUCGGGACAAGUCAAACUCCGCUCUCGAUAUGUCCGACGCUGAGGAAACUGAGAGCGAGGACAGUGAUACAGAAGGAGGUAUGGGAAACGUGAACAAAAUGAUAAUGCGACCACCGGGACACAGCGGAAAGGCGAAGAAAGGACACAUUUGCUUCGAUGCCUCGUUCGAGACCGGUAACUUGGGCAGGGUGGACCUUAUCUCAGAAUUCGAGUACGAUCUGUUCAUCAGGCCUGAUAUCUGCAAUCCGCGACUUCGCCUGUGGUUCAACUUCACCGUGGACAACGUGAAAGCGGAUCAACGAGUGGUCUUUAACAUAGUUAACAUAUCGAAGAGCGCAAAUCUGUUUCGGAACGGAAUGACUCCGUUGGUGAAGAGCAGCAGUAAACCAAAGUGGCAAAGGAUUCCCAGAGACCAAGUAUUUUACUACAAAUCGGCGCAGCACCAAAACCACUACGUCCUCAGUUUCGCUUUUUCUUUUGACCGUGAAGAAGAUGUGUAUCAAUUUGCUUUGACCUAUCCAUACUCGUACAGUCGCUAUCUGGCACAUCUGGAUAAUCUUUGCACCAGGUUAACGUGUACGAAGAGGGAAACCUUAGCCACGUCGAUACAAAAGAGGAAAAUCGAAUUGGUCACGAUAACUUCAAAUCUGGAAGACCCUCAAGAUCAUUCAAGGAGGGUGGUGGUUGUUCUUGCCAGAGUUCAUCCAGGCGAGUCACCCUCUUCCUUCGUUUGCCAAGGUCUAAUGGACUUUCUGGUCAGUUCCCACCCCAUCGCCCAAGUAUUGAGGAAUUAUGUCGUUUUCAAGAUAGUGCCGAUGCUAAACCCUGACGGCGUUUUUCUUGGCAAUUAUAGAUCCACUCUGAUGGGAGCAGACUUGAAUCGUUCGUGGAACAAAAUCUCCGAUUGGCUGCAUCCUGCUCUGGUAGCGAUCAAACCGAUGUUGAAGAACCUCGAUAAGAGUUCCCGUACACCGUUGGACUGCGUACUUGAUUUGCACGCUCAUACCAAUGCUACGGGACUUUUCGUUUAUGGAAACACCUACGACGACGUGUACAGGUACGAGAGGCACAUCGUGUUACCAAAGUUGUUAGCGCAACACGCCGAAGACUAUGAAAUAGGGAACACGAUGUACAAUCAGGAUCCCCAUAAGGCUGGGACCGCACGUCGUUAUCUGUGUUCCAUUCUCAAGGAACAUGUAAAUUGCUACAGCAUCGAGGUAUCGAUGUUCGGAUACAAUAGGAAAUCGACGCCUGGAAUAUUCCCGUACACCGAGGAAGGAUAUUAUAGAUUAGGCCGCAAUCUGGCCCGUGUAUUCCUAGAAUAUUACAAACUGAUGGGCAUCAUACCCGCCGGUCUUCCUGAUCAACCAUCCACCAAACGAACGCGACAAUCACGAACAAGGCAUCGAGUUCUUAGAGAACCUAGACCGAAGACAUCCAGGAAACCUGCGCCUAUACAUCUGGCCAGUAUUCACGAGUACUUUCAAGAGGAGACAGAGAUGGCCGCGAGCGGCGGUUACCGAUCGAUGAGCGGCACGCGGAUGAGCCAGCUUGGGACCGGAACUGGAAGUGGAACGGGCGUCGGCGGGUGCAGGAACCGGAGCUACAGGUUCCGGAGCCCCGGGGCACCGCUCGACAGGGUGCAGGCCCUGUCCAGACAUCCCGCCGAGCCGAGGCUCACCAUUAUCGAUUUCAAUCAGCUGACAAGGGGCGGUUUGGAACUCGCUACCAGCAAGAACAGGGCAAAGGUCGCUCGAAAAGCCGCGAAGUUGAACAGAUAGCGAUCUCCAUUUUACCUCAAAGCGUCGUCUUAGCACCGAUAAUCGAUAGGUAAAAUAAUUCUUUAAAAAGAACUUCGAAGCGUCUGAUCCGAUUUAACUAACGUGAACCGCUAGAUUUAGACUCUUCUUUGCGCAAAGAAACUUUUAAAGAAUACUACGAAUUAAAAAUUUCUGCCUGAAGCUCUACGAUAGCGCGUACUCGCGGUCUUUCAAGAAUUUGUAGGUGAUCGAUCGACGAAAGAAGAAGAGAAUAGCAAUGUAACGUAACCAUGUGUAAUCUGAACCCAAUGUCGAUCGUAUCAGUUUCGUAGAGAAGCUUCUUUACACGGUGGUGUAGGUUAACGAUUACCUCAAUGUACACAUAAAAUUGAUGGAUCGAGUGGUAUACGAAACUGCCCAAUGCCAAUAACGUCAAUCAGUGAUUCGUGUACGCUGUAUCGAAUCAUAAAGAGUCGAUUUGUAGAGUUGUUACGUUCUUUUAUUUCUAUACACGCGCCACUUCCUUUACGUACAUAUUUCUUAGUACGCCCGACCGAUC